Racocetra persica is the source of this 201-nucleotide messenger RNA. NCBI's taxonomy places the organism in Eukaryota, Fungi, Glomeromycota, Glomeromycetes, Diversisporales, Gigasporaceae. The record is from the annotation of a GenBank genome assembly.
AUGAAUGUUUUUAUUAAUGAAUGUCUUACCAUCUUCCAGGUUUCAUAUCUAGGCUAUAACACAGGUAUUCCUCAUAAAGAACUCGGGAAAAUCAAAACUCCUCAUCAAACAGACAUUGAAUCGGACAAACUCACUCCUUGGCUUGUGUUAAAUAGAGAUCUUAGAGCAAUCAAAUUUUUCUGCGACAAACUUGAACAAUAG